Messenger RNA from Lathyrus sativus (Indian pea), 495 nucleotides. Lineage: Eukaryota; Viridiplantae; Streptophyta; Magnoliopsida; Fabales; Fabaceae. The record is from the annotation of a GenBank genome assembly.
AUGGCUCAAGACCAUAGGAAGCUCAGUUCAGAAAUGAUUAGCCAUAACAUCAGAAAACUUGUCAACCGAGACGUUUCACUUAAGCUGAAGGUGAUCAUUACCCAUAUUCUUGAAAAAUACAGGUACAUAAUAUCUUACAGGAAAGCAUGGACCAUUAAGUGUAAGGCCAUAAAGUCGCUCUAUAGAAAUUGGGAAACAUCUUACAACGACCUGCCACAAUGGAUACUGGUAAUAAAAACCUACCUUCCAGGAACCAUUAUAGAUUUGCAAACCCUACCUGCAAUUUCAAAUGAUGGUUCCCAACUCUCUGGAAAACGAAUCUUUCGUCGUCUAUUUUGGGCAUUUCGUCCGUGUAUACGUGGUUUUUCCUACUGUAAGCCCAUUGUGCAAGUAGACGAAACUUGGUUGUAUGGCAAGUACAGAGGAACUCUAUUGAUGGUGGUAGCAAAGAAUGGUAACACUAAUAUUUUCCCAAUAGCAUUCACAUUAGUCUAA